AGAAAAAAAAACUUUAGGGAAUUUGAGAAUUAGUUUGAUUAUUAUUAUUAUUAUUCUCAUUAUUUCCAUUUUCCUCUGUGUUUUUUUGAGCUAUUUGAUUUGUUUCUUUAGGCUAAAAAAAGAAAAAUUCUAAAGAUGGGUGUUCAAGAAAAAGAUCCUUUGUUGCAAUUGAGUUUGCCACCAGGGUUUCGAUUUUAUCCAACUGAUGAGGAGCUUUUAGUUCAAUAUUUGUGCAAGAAAGUUGCAGGCCAUGAUUUCUCUUUACAAAUCAUUGGAGAAAUUGAUUUGUACAAAUUCGACCCUUGGGAUCUACCUAGUAAGGCAAUAUUUGGAGAAAAAGAAUGGUAUUUUUUUAGUCCAAGAGAUAGAAAGUACCCGAAUGGAUCUCGACCGAAUAGAGUUGCCGGUUCGGGUUAUUGGAAAGCAACGGGUACUGAUAAGGUCAUAACAUCACAAGGAAGAAAAGUUGGAAUUAAGAAGGCUCUUGUGUUUUAUAUUGGUAAAGCACCUAAAGGAACCAAGACCAAUUGGAUUAUGCAUGAAUAUAGACUUUUUGAACCUUCAAGGAAAAAUGGGAGUUCAAAGCUAGAUGAAUGGGUUCUCUGUCGAAUUUAUAAGAAGAAUUCAAGUGGACCAAAGCCCCUUAUGUCUGGUUUACACAGCAGCAAUGAAUACAGCCAUGCUGAUUCGACUUCUUCAUCAUCCCAGUUCGAUGAUAUGCUCGAAUCAUUACCAGAAAUGGACGAUCGAUUUACCAACUUGCCGAGAUUGAACUCACUUAAGACGGAAAAAUUCAACCUCGAACGCCUGGAUUCAGCCAAUUUUGAUUGGGCCAUUCUCGCGGGGCUCAAACCGAUGCCCGAAUCGGGCCCCACAAAUCAAGCUCCAGGCGUUCAGGCUCAAGCUCAGGCUCAGGCUCAGGCUCAAGGUCACGUCAACACCCACAACCACAACAAUAACAACAUGAAUUUUAUGAACGAUGUUUAUGCUCAUCCUACGAAUUUCCGAGGUAACACAAAAGUUGAAAGUAUUAACCUAGAUGAAGAAGUUGAAAGCGGGAUCAGGAAUCAACGGGUUGAUAGACCAGGUUACUUCCAACCGAGCCUAAAUGGAUUUUCUCAAACCUAUACGAAUAACUAUGUUGACCAAUUCGGAAUCCAGUGUCCGAACCCGACAUUGAAUCUGGGAUUCAGACAGUAGACUUUAUAUACACAAAAUUUGGAUUUGGAUCUCAUUGUCCUGUCUACCGAGUCGUGAUGCUGGAUUCGAAGAACAGGAAUUUUUUGGUGGACAAUUACAAAAGCAAAAUUAAACUGUCUUCGGAUGCAAGUUGUGCCUGAAGCCAUUACGCUAAAGGCACAUCUGCCUGGGCGUCAUGUCAUGCAUCAUACGCAGGCAAUAUAUGCAGGGGAGUGUAUAUUCUUCUAGGAAUUGGGCUUAUAAAGUUUGUACAUUUCCAGAUUUAGCUGUGUUCUGUAGUUCUUGCAUUUCUGUAGAAAGGUAGAAUAUAGAAGUUACUUUUAUGCUCUGUUUUGUACAAUCCUCAUGUUUCAACCUAAGAUACUACUACAUACUUAAUAGAUGGAAAAAGCAAUACAAUAAAGACUUCAUGCCA
Molecule: messenger RNA, 1615 nt
Organism: Lycium ferocissimum
Lineage: Eukaryota; Viridiplantae; Streptophyta; Magnoliopsida; Solanales; Solanaceae
Product: NAC domain-containing protein JA2
Exons: 3
Coding region: 136-1200 (354 amino acids)
Biological process (GO): regulation of DNA-templated transcription
Molecular function (GO): DNA binding
Source: RefSeq, a predicted model, not a curated record